Hermetia illucens (black soldier fly) is the source of this 3150-nucleotide messenger RNA. RefSeq lists its product as uncharacterized. The transcript has 7 exons. NCBI's taxonomy places the organism in Eukaryota, Metazoa, Arthropoda, Insecta, Diptera, Stratiomyidae. The record is from RefSeq and is a predicted model, not a curated record. The coding region runs from base 127 to 3150 and encodes 1007 amino acids.
UCGUCGUGGCAGUUUCAUCUGCGAACAAAUUCGCACAAGCGAAACGCGACCGAGGCAAUUGAUGCCAACCUGAAAAGAGUGAAAGGUUGUUUUGGUAACCGGAUCGAAACCCUGGUAUACGAAAACAUGGACGAGGCUCUUUUGAAUGCUACAGAGUUUUUAAAGAGGAUGGAGGCUCCUUUGAUGGAAUACCUUCGUAAUGCGUUAGAGCAGCGCAUGGCAUUCAAAUUUAAUAUUGAACUUUUCGCGGAGUUUAUAAAAAUAAUGGAUGAGGACAGUGAAAGUGUUGUGAGCAUCAAGUCUUUCAAUACCAAAAUGCAUGCAAUAUUAAGUGCUAAUGAGAUAGAGCCCGCGUUUAACAAUAUGACGGCUCAAAUAGUGGAAAAAAUGGAAGGGUUUCAGGAGAAGGACAGUGGAUGGGCUUUAUUGAGGUUAACGCAUUGCGAAUUAAACCUAAAUGAGUUCAAACCACUGCGGGGAACGAAUUUUAUUCCAUCCCCAAAGUAUAUAGCCCAAAAACGUGCAUGUGUGAAUGUAAGAAAUAAAGAUAUUUAUUGCUUCAAGUGGAGCAUCAUUUCUGCCCUAUACCCCGUGAACACUCACUUGGAAAAAACAUCAUCAUAUGAAAUCGAUGAUAUCACAGAUAGUGUAAUAGUGCUAAAAAAUGGACGAAUUAUAAACUUUUGGGGGCUUGAUUUCCCCCUUAAAGUGAAAGACAUUAGUGUGUUCGAGGAGCUGAAUCCCUCAAUCAGCAUCAAUUUAUUCGGGUAUGAUUCAGAAAUGAAAAAGAUUGUGGGUCCCUAUCACCUGUCGAAGGAGGAAAAGGUGCACCACAUCAACUUGCUGCUGCUGCAAUUUGGAGAAAAAAACCACUACAUUUGGAUUAAAGAUAUGUCAAGAUUAAUACGAGAGCAACAAACAUCGCACUGCUCAAAAAUAUUUAUAUGUAACAAAUGUCUUCAGCAUUUCUAUUCAACUGAAAAGCUGAAGAGUCAUGAAAACGAUUGCAGCAAAAUUGUCACGAAAAUGGUGUCCCCGGAGAAAUCAACGUUGGAGUAUAGACAUUUCGAGAGGCAAAUAGAUGUGCCUUUUGUAGUCUAUGCAGAUUUCGAAUGUCUACUUCAAGAUAUUCAAAGUUGUCAGCCGGAUCCAGCAUCAGCGUCAACAACAACAACUCUUCAAGAGCAUAUACCGUGUGCUUUUGCUUACUAUAUUAAGUGUUGUUACAAUUCUAAUUUAGAUAGGUUUAGAAUAUACAAGGGACCAGAUUCUCCUAAAAAAUUUAUUAAUUCGUUAGUAUCUGAUUUAAAAUGGCUCUAUAUAAAUCAUAUUCAGAAACCCAAAUCGUCAAAUACUUUGACUUUAGAUGAGGAAAAAACGCAAAGAGAAGCAACUCUAUGUUGCAUUUGGUAUGAUUGUCAUUUGUUUGUCAAGGAGCUGGCAAGCAUUGAUGGAGAUAUUUCAAUAAUACCCAUUAAUAAGGAACUAUUCAUGCAUAGCAGUCUUGAUGCACUCGUAAACAAUCUGGCUCAUAAAGAUUUGAAAACUGUUUCAGGGGUAUAUGGAGAUGGCGAAAAAUUCAGUCUUCUUACGCGAAAAGGUGUGUUUCCUUAUGAAUAUAUAAACUCUUGGGAUCGACUUAAUGAAACUUCUCUACCAUCUCGAGAGAAAUUUUUCAAUAAGAUGUCAAACACUGAGUGCAAAGAAGCAGAUUAUCAACAUGCGCUCAAUGUUUGGAAGCAAUUCAAUUGUGGUGUUAUGUGGGACUAUUUGGAGUUGUAUCUGAAAACAGAUGUUUUGCUUCUAACAGAUGUUUUUGAAAACUUUCGAAAUGUUUGUAAAAAUAUAUAUGGACUUGAUCCUUGUCAAUAUUAUACGACUCCUGGCUUAUCAUGGGAUGCCAUGCUUAAAAUUACAUCCAUAAAACUGGAGCUUCUUACAGAUAUCGAAAUGCAUCACUUUGUGAAAAGAGGAAUUAGGGGGGGUAUUACGCAAUGUUCGCAUCGCCAUUCAACUGCAAAUAAUAAAUAUAUGAAAAAUUAUAAAGAAGAGGAUCCUUCCAAAUAUUUAAUCCGCUUCCCUAUGCUGAAUAUAGUUGAUUUUGAUGUUUUGAAUAUUGCAGCAGAUUCGGAUAUUGGAUACAUAUUGGAAGUUGAUUUGGAGUAUCCAAUAUCAAAACAUGAUGAGCACAAUGAUUUGCCAUUAUGUCCAGAAAAUAAAAUCCCGCAUAAUUCGAAAACUAACAAACUGAUUGUGGAUUUAACAGACAAGCAAAAAUAUGUUAUCCACUAUCGGAAUCUGCAGCAAUGCAUUCAAAAUGGUUUGAAACUGACUCGCAUCUACAGGAUUUUACAGUUUAAACAAUCCAGUUGGUUGAAGGAAUAUAUCGAUUUAAAUACCCAUUACAGGAAAAUGAGUAAAAAUCCUUUCGAGAAAAAUUUUUUCAAACUUUUGAAUAAUGCAGUUUAUGGCAAAACCAUGGAAAACGUUGACAAAAGAAAGGACGUAAAAAUUGUUACCGAUUGGGAGAGUCGAGGCAGACAUUCAGGCGCUCGAGUGCUUAUUUCAAAACCCAAUUUUCACAGCGCAGCUGUAUUUACACCAAACAUGGCAGCUAUCCAAAUGGAUAGAGUAUUUACUUGUUACGACAAACCAAUUUACUUGGGAUUUACUGUGCUUGAUCUAUCCAAACUGAAAAUGUAUGAUUUUCACUAUCAUUAUAUGAAACCUAAGUAUAAUGAUAAGCUCAUUCUAAAUUACAUGGAUACGGACAGUUUCAUUUACACUAUCGAAACGGAAGAUGUGUACAAAGAUAUUUUGUCUGAUAUUGAUACACAAUUUGAUACAUCAGAAUAUGCUAUCGAUAAUAUAUAUAAUAUUCCUCAAAAAAAUGCUAAAGUCUUGGGUUUGAUGAAAGAUGAAAAUAAUGAAAAUGACGGUUUUGUUAAAAAAGCCAAAGGAGUUAAAAAAAUAAUAAUGGAUGGUUUAAGUUUAGAUGAUUAUCGGGAUUGUCUAUUUAGAAAAAAAAUAUUUAGAGAAUGUAUUAAUAAAAUUGCAUUAAACUAUUUAGAUGAUAAGCGAUUCAUAAGAGAGGACGGGGUUAGGACAUAUGCUUGGGGACAUUUUAAUAUAAGAAUGGAUGUAAACUAG